UUUCCAAGACAAGUAAUGCAAGAAGAGAACGAACACGAGCCUCCACUAGUGAGUGUGACAAGGAUAAAAUGUAGUGAGAAAACUCUACGUCCCACAAUUCCAUGCAUUCUUCAUUUCACGGAGGUGACCUCCGUGACAGGACUGGAGUUCCUUUCGCAACCAGGGCAAGAAAAAACAAUCAGAGCAUGCUAUUCUUUAGCUUGGAUCAUUGAAAGGUGUUUGCCUCUGAAGCCAGAUACAGGGAUGGAGGCCGACGUGCACAAUAACAGUGUGCCGUUAGAGAACGGCAACCUAGCCCCUGUUGACCGUCUGCGCCGUGACAGGUCGGACAGUCCUACGCCAGGUCUGGUGGAAGGGACGGAACCAGGAGCCGGACAAGACAGCGCCAUGUUUGUACAUGCACAGUCAUUUGAGGACCUGACAGCAGAUGGGGAGCAGGAGCAAGAGGAGGAGGUGCAGGUGCCGGAGGGCGGGGACAGGUCUGAAAGAGGCCCAGAGGUGGAGAAGCCCAGGACCGAAGGAGAAGAAAACGAGAAGAUGCAGGGGCAACCAGGCGAGGAGGAGCAGGAGCAGGAGGAGGUUCAGUCAGGUGGGGGCAGGGUGAAGGAGGAGGACGUGAACAGCGAGGCCUGGCGGAGGCACCGGAAGCACGUGUUUGUGCUGAGCGAAGCGGGGAAGCCCAUCUACUCCCGCUACGGCACGGAGGAGGCGCUCUCCAGCACCAUGGGCGUCAUGAUGGCGCUGGUCUCCUUUGUGGAAGCGGGGAAAAACAUCAUCCGCUCCAUCCAUGCAGAGGGUUACAAAGUGGUGUUCCUGCGCAAGAGUCCCCUGGUUCUGGUGGGCGUGUCUCGAACCCGGCAGUCGGAGCGGGAGCUGACCCGCGAGCUGCUGUACAUCUACUACCAGAUCAUCAGCCUCCUCACGCUCACCCAGCUCAACCACGUUUUCCAGAUCAAGCAGAACUACGACCUCCGGCGCCUGCUGGCCGGCUCCGAGCACCUGACGGACAACCUGCUCAGGCUCCUGGACUGCGACCCGGGCCUCUUCCUGAGCGCGGUCACCUGCGUCCCGCUGCCCAGCUCCCUGCGCGACGUGGUGUCCUCCAGCCUGCAGGCCGCCAAGGCCAAGAACCUGGUGUUCUCCAUCCUGCUGGCGGGCAGCAGGCUGGUGACGCUGGUGCGCAAGAAGGACCAGUACCUGCACCACAUGGACCUGCACCUGCUGUAUAACCUGGUGGGCUCGUCCUCCUCCUUCCGCGAGGGCGAGGGCUGGACGCCCAUCUGCCUGCCCAAGUUCAACACCGCCGGCUUCUUCCACGCCCACAUCUCCUACCUGGAGCCCGCCUCGGACCUGUGCCUCAUCCUCAUCUCCACCGACCGGGAGGACUUCUUCACACUGUCUGACUGCAAGCGCCGCUUCCUGGAGCGCCUCCGCCGCCGCAGCACCUACCAGGCCCUGCAGGAGGCGCUGCUGGCCCCCAGCUACCCCGUGUCCCAGGUGGGCAUCCCAGAACUGCGGCACUUUGUGUACAAGUCCAAGAGCUCUGGACUUUACACCAGUCCUGAGAUUCCCAUUCCAUACCAGUCCGAGGAGGAGCAGGAGAGGCUCAUGGGACUGUACCAGUACUUGCACAGUCGCAUGCACCACCCGACACGCCCGCUACGUUUCAUCUACCACUGUGCAGAGAGGGAGAACCUAUUGUCCUGGGUAACGAGUGGCUUUGAGCUCUACCUGUGCUUCAGUCCCCUGGGGACGAAGGCUCUGGCUAUAUCCGCCAUCAAUAAGCUGCUGAAGUGGAUCAGGAAAGAGGAAGACCGUCUCUUCAUCCUCAGCCCGCAGACGUAUUGAGCUCCGCACCGCCCUCCACCAUGUCAGGAAAUGCACAGGCUGUCAUGCACACCCACUGCUGUUAAAGCCGCGAAACCACAGCCUUGAGCAAAACCCAUCAGAGCCCUAUUAUUCAGAACUGGGGCUGAGGUCAAAAGCGUAGGCCCUGUAGAUUGUGGCUUAAUUUCACACCUGCUGCUCAUGUGCAUUCGUGGCUUUUAUUGGUCGGUGGGGUUGCGUGUGCUGACUCAAUCACGGCUGACCGUGGGUCAGGGUUGCAGCCUGCGGUCAGUGGCUGGGUUCAGUGUUUACAUUUAAUCUGCUUCCUAGCUAAUAGUGAACCAUCUCGGCUUCUGCAGUGAUCAGGGUAUCUAGUAUGGGAGAGAUGCGUUGCUAAUGUUUAAAUUAAAAUGAUAGAAAUAAUAUAUAACAAGAAUAACAAUAUUGAAAAUUUGUCAUGAUGCAUAGUAGUUUAAUUUCUCACUGCUGUGCUUGCAUUUGGAGUUCCAAACAUUUUUUGCCUAUAAGUAGAGACCUGUCACUGUAAUAAGUUGCCAUGUGAACAUAUCAGAAAUACCCCUGUUGGUUAUUUUAGUGAGAAAAAAUAAAGUAAAGCAAACAAACGGGCACCAUGGGGAGCAGUUUUAAAAACUUGCUGGAAAUGCAUCAGGAGGACCAAGUAGUGUGCUUAUGAAUAUGUUCCAAAGAAUGUAACUACUUCAGAACAAUAACUGAGAAUUUCAUCACACCAGGACCUUUACAACUGUGAUGGAAACUUUAUUAACCUUUUUACUAUGUACACACUUUAUGUGCCUCUCCAUUCCAGGCUUGGUUUUAUUUUAUGCUUUUAGAGAGGACAUGAAAAGUGUGUUGUUUUUUCUUAAUUUCCGAUUAUGUAAUUUGUUACUUACAUUUUUCUGUUGCUGAGUGUGUGUCUUGUUAUCAAGGGGUUAAAUGGGGCCCUUUAAAAUUUGCACGUGUAUUUCCAUCAUGGACUAGCCUCCAUAGUCGACGCAUACAAGCAAGAUUGUUAUUUAUUACUAUACAGUACAUCUGCCCCCUUUCCCAUUCAGCUCAGCAGACCAGUAACUAUCUGUAUGUCUCACUGCAAACAUUAAUCUCAAUUUCUCUGCAGUUGUUACAGCACUCAGCAACAAGCCUUUUGUUUUAUUUUGAAACAAGGCACUUCAUAAUUUUAUGGAGUAAUAAAUUAGUCAUUUUGCUUUAUUGGUUUAUCCUUUCUUUAUCUCCCUUUAUGUCUCAACUAAUUCACUUCAGCUGGGCACUCGGACAGCAGUUACAGCGGAAGCUUGUGCUUAAGUUGAGGUUACUGCGCGACUUCGGACUGUCGUAAAGCUGUAAGUGUGUGGACAGGAGCAGAUAUGGCAGUAGCACCAGUGACCCAUGUCAGUGUGAGCCAUUCCAGGUCGUACUAGAAGUUUAUGACUAUCCUGAGUGGAAGCCACUAAUGGGCAAAUACCCUAAGCUGCUUCCAGUUACACCUGGGACCACUGAUACUGUUACACACUGCGAGUGCUCUGUACAUCCCUGUGUGACCACCUCUGCAUCGGGGCAGUUUAUGGUUAUUUCUGGGAUCAAGCAUCAAGGACUGUUCUUGAGGUCUUAAUAAUAUGAAUAAAAUUAUUAAACAGGUAA
Molecule: messenger RNA, 3483 nt
Organism: Anguilla anguilla (European eel)
Lineage: Eukaryota; Metazoa; Chordata; Actinopteri; Anguilliformes; Anguillidae
Gene: mon1a
Product: MON1 secretory trafficking family member A
Exons: 6
Coding region: 16-1848 (610 amino acids)
Biological process (GO): protein targeting to vacuole; vesicle-mediated transport
Source: RefSeq, a predicted model, not a curated record